This is a messenger RNA of Larimichthys crocea (large yellow croaker), 2529 nucleotides long. RefSeq names its product sodium/potassium-transporting ATPase subunit beta-3. Gene Ontology annotation, biological process: intracellular sodium ion homeostasis; intracellular potassium ion homeostasis; sodium ion export across plasma membrane. The record is from RefSeq and is a predicted model, not a curated record. Bases 210 to 1049 code for a protein of 279 amino acids. Gene Ontology annotation, molecular function: ATPase activator activity. Gene Ontology annotation, cellular component: sodium:potassium-exchanging ATPase complex. The transcript has 7 exons. Lineage: Eukaryota; Metazoa; Chordata; Actinopteri; Sciaenidae.
UCUCUCUCUCUCUCUCUCUCUCUCUCUCUCUCUCCCCCUCUCUCUCUCUUUCUCUCUCUCUACACCGCCCACUCCACUCAUCGCCGCCUCGCCGGCUUCACCACAUCGCCGCUGCCCCUUUUCUACAUUUUUUUAAAGGGAGAACAAACCGCACAUUUUUUUUUAUUUUUUUGGGGGGGACCAGAAUUUAAAAAAAAGACUCACUCACAAUGGCGAGCACCGAGGAUAAACCAGCCAACAAGGAGAACACGUCCAGCUGGAAGGACUCCAUCUACAACCCGAGGACCGGGGAGGUGCUGGGUCGCACGGCCAGCAGCUGGGCCCUCAUCCUGUUGUUCUACCUGGUGUUCUACUGUUUCUUGGCUGGUAUGUUCGCCCUGACCAUGUGGGUGCUGCUGCUCAGUUUGGAUGACUACGUGCCGAGAUACCGAGACCGCGUUCCCUUUCCAGGAUUGGUGAUUCGUCCAGAUUUUCUGGACAUGGCAUUCAACAAAUCUGACCCGCUGAAGUAUGCACAGUAUGUCCAACAUCUGGAAUCCUUCCUGCAAAGAUAUAACGACACAGAGCAGGAGAAGAACGAGGAAUGCGCUCGAGGAGAGUAUUUCUUGCAGGACAACACCGAGGACAUGACAAAGAAAGCUUGUCGCUUCAAGAGGAGUUUCCUGAGUCUCUGCUCCGGCCUCUCUGACACCAGCUUUGGAUAUUCUGAGGGAAAACCCUGCGUGCUGCUGAAAAUGAACAGGAUCAUCGGUCUGAAGCCUCGUGGGGAUCCUUACAUCAACUGCACAUUAAAAAGAGACGGCCCAAUAUCAAUGCAGUAUUUCCCCAGUGAGGGACGUAUUGAUAAGAUGUAUUUCCCCUACUACGGCAAGAAAGCCCAUGAGAAUUACACACAGCCCUUGGUGGCUGUGAAGCUGCUCCUCACCAAGGAGGACUACAAUAAGGAGCUGACGGUGGAGUGCAGGGUAGAGGGCUCUGACCUCCGCAACAACGACGAUAGGGACAAGUUCCUGGGCCGCGUCACCUUCAGGAUCAAAGUGGUCGAGUAAAAGAGAAGACGGCGAGUAAAAAAGGAAACCCAAUGCAGAGGCUGCCAAUGUUUGCUAAGGAGUUAUGUUUAAAAAUAAAUUAAAAAAUGGGGGGAAGGAAGUGUCAAACACGUCACAAAGACGACAUUUUAGGGGGGUGUGACAGUUUGAUGCAGAUUAGAUCAGAUAUCGAAUGUUGUUUUGAUGACAUUUCUGACACUUCAUUCCUGACCUCCUCAAAGAUCCUCAGAACAAGACACAGGCUCUGCUCCUCAUCUAAACCCAUCCAUCCAUCCAUCCAUCCAUCCAUCCAUCCAUCCAUCCAUCCACCCAUCCAUUUAUCCUUUUAUCCACCCGUUGCACUGUUCAUUUGUCACUCAGUUUAUCUUUUUGUUAUCGUUAUUUUUAGCAUUGAUGUGAUUAGAUAACUUAUAGCCAUCGCGACUGAUGCCAUUUGGAGCUGUUGUGUAAUUGCUGAUACAACUUUUUUGAAAUGUUUUUUAGAUCUUCCUGCUGACAGGAAGAGAAGUGUUGUUUUCAUCUCUCCAAACUGUAUGAACGACUGUAUUAUCACUGGUGUUGAGAGGAUUUUUAUCUUGCUGUAUAGUACAAUUGAGAAAGUAGAACAUCUCCAACACAUCUCCAGAGUAUUCACAUUAUCACAUCGCAAAGACUUCAUAGGAACGUAUCUUGAUAAUCAAGUAUAGUCACUGUAUCCCUGUAUAUUAAAUGCCAAUUACAAAGUCCCUUUCUACAUAUAAAUACAUUGUGAUCCUUACCAUAUUUAGGGAAUUAUAGAUAGAUCUUUGUGUUGUGGUCCACGUAGCCACAACCCAGUCUUGUGCUGUCUGUCUGUCUGUCUGUCUGUCUGCAUGUCCGUCUGUCAGUCUGUCCGUCUUCCUGUUUACUAACCUCUCCACUGCAAUAGCCAAUAUUGUGGGAGAGCCGUCCAGGACUAGUUAAGUUGUCUCGCUCCACCUCGCAAGGGUGCUGCGUAUUGAUGGUGGCUGAGGCAACAAACAAACACACACACACACACACACACACAAACAUACAAAAGGUACAGUGUAAAAACUGCUUUAAAGGCGGACAGGUGCUGGAAAGCGUUGCAAGAAUAAAAAGUUCACUGUAACUAUGUACUGCAUAUCUUUACGUGAUCUGUAUAUCUAUCUGGGUCUCAAAGAUUGUUUGUUAGUUUUCUCUCUUCUUCAGCCUGUUGAUCUGAUUGUCUGCCAAUCUAUUACUCUUCAAUGUAUAUAUAUAUACACUAUCUACCAUAUUUACUUAAUUCACACUGUAUUUUUGUCACAAAACACAAUGUCUGUGCACUGUAAAGAAAUAAUUUAAGCAAAGAUUUACAGGAAAUUAUCUUAUUCAAAGCUAUGUUUACACAGUCUUAAAAGGAACCCACAUCUGAAAGAACAACUUGUAACAUCUCUUCAGGGUGCCUUAAGACCUGAUGAAAUAAAUUGUGGAAUAAAAGUGAUUUUGAAGAAAAAAA